Molecule: messenger RNA, 4320 nt
Organism: Conger conger (European conger)
Lineage: Eukaryota; Metazoa; Chordata; Actinopteri; Anguilliformes; Congridae
Product: peroxisome proliferator-activated receptor alpha-like
Exons: 8
Coding region: 191-1591 (466 amino acids)
Biological process (GO): cell differentiation; hormone-mediated signaling pathway; negative regulation of inflammatory response
Cellular component (GO): nucleus
Molecular function (GO): zinc ion binding; RNA polymerase II cis-regulatory region sequence-specific DNA binding; nuclear receptor activity
Source: RefSeq, a predicted model, not a curated record
UUUUGACAGCAGCAGUGCGCUCGGCGGGACAAGAACAAGGCCGUGGGUAAGGGGGCUAUAUUUUCUCGUUGCUGCCGAUUAGAGCGUUGACAGUCUCUCAGCCAAGUGCUACUCCUGAGGAUAUGGCGGCUUCGGACUGGGAAGCCCGCUGUAAGUCAUAUGACUGAUUCAGGAGCUCGUGUGAAGUGCCAUGGUAGACAUGCAGAGUCAGUACGGACCCCCGUCCCCUCUGGAGGACUCGGUCCUGGGCAGUCCGCUCUGCGGAGACUUCAUCGGGGGCAUGGACGACCUGCAGGACAUCUCUCAGUCCAUGGAGGAGGACGCCCUCUGCUCCUUCGACCUGCCGGGGUAUCAGUCCUCCAGCACCGGCUCCGACAGCUCCCACAUCUUCGAUGCCCUGACCCCAGCCUCGAGCCCGUCCUCUGGGAUAUUUGGAGCUGUCGGCCCCCAGGAAGAGUUGGGGUCCCCCUCCCUCAGCCUGGAGUGCCGUGUGUGUGCAGACCGAGCGUCGGGGUACCACUACGGGGUGCACGCCUGUGAGGGCUGCAAGGGCUUCUUCAGGAGGACCAUCCGGCUGAAGUUGGAGUACGAGCGCUGUGAGCGUAGCUGCAAGAUCCAGAAGAAGAACCGCAACAAGUGCCAGUUCUGCCGCUUCCAGAAGUGCCUCUCCGUGGGCAUGUCCCACAACGCUAUCCGCUUUGGACGGAUGCCCCAGUCGGAGAAGAUGAAGCUGAAGGCAGAGAUCCUGACGGGGGAGUGGGAGGAGGAGGGCCCCUUGCUGGCUGACCAGAAGACCCUGGCCAAGCAGAUCUAUGAGGCCUACCUGAAGAACUUCAACAUGAACAAGUCCAAGGCCCGGGUCAUACUGACCGGCAAGACCAGCACACCGCCCUUUGUCAUCCACGACAUGGACACGCUGCGGCUGGCAGAGCGCACCCUGGUGGCCAAGCUGGUGGGCAGCAACGCGGCAGGCCUGCGCGACAAGGAGGCGGAGGUGCGGCUCUUCCACUGCUGCCAGUGCACCUCCGUGGAGACGGUGACCGAGCUCACCGAGUUCGCCAAGUCCGUGCCGGGCUUCUGCGGCCUGGACCUCAACGACCAGGUGACGCUGCUGAAGUACGGCGUGUACGAGGCGCUGUUCGCCCUGCUGGCCUCCAGCAUGAACAAGGACGGGCUGCUGGUGGCGUACGGCGGCGGCUUCAUCACCCGCGAGUUCCUCAAGAGCCUGCGCCGGCCCUUCAGCGACAUGAUGGAGCCGAAGUUCCAGUUCGCCAUGAAGUUCAACGCCCUGGAGCUCGACGACUCGGACCUGGCGCUCUUCGUCGCCGCCAUCAUCUGCUGCGGAGACCGGCCGGGCCUGUCGAACGUGCCGUACAUCGAGCGGAUGCAGGAGGCCAUCGUGCAGGUCCUGCAGCUCCACCUGCUGGCCAACCACCCGGAUGACGCCUUCCUGUUCCCGCGGCUGCUGCAGAAGCUGGUGGACCUCAGGCAGCUGGUGACCGAGCACGCCCAGCUCGUGCAGGAGAUCAAGAAGACCGAGGACACCUCCCUGCACCCGCUCCUGCAGGAGAUAUACAGGGACAUGUACUGAGGCGUAACCCCGAACAGGGUCGCCCACGAACCGAUACGCGCACUGACGUGUAGACGCGCAGGUCCCCCCCGUUACCCGACGCACGUUUGUGCUCCGUCCUCCUAGCUGCCAGGAGCGUCCAAGAAGUUUUUGGAUCUUGUCUUUGGUGCUGUGCCUUAUGCCUUUUGAGGCAGUGAACAAUCCCAGGACAAAUAAAACCUACUAAAGGGGUGGAUUCCACCCCGUAAUGUGUCCCACUUUCAGGGAAAGUGGUGUGUACAGUGACCCAACUUUCGCUUCCGGAUGCUGUAGCUCAUCUGUGUUCUUCUCUCGAGCAAAGACAGUGGACUUGUGCUACACACACACACACACACACACACACACACAUGCGUGCAUGCACGCACACGUCACAAAUAUGCACAUUAUGGACAUAAACACACACACACACAUUUUAGAUACUUACACACACACACACACACAUACACAAGCAAACACAAGCUUGGUACAAAUGCACAGAUCAUACACACAUGCACAACAAAAUGCACACACAGUACACCUCCGAGUAAAAAAAAAAGGAGGCGGUGAACAUGUGUGAUUUAUUCAGGUCAUCAUACACAAACACAUCACACCUCUGUGUUUCAGCCGUCUCCACACACACACACGUCGCAGAAGACGGAAGCCGCUCCUUCACCUGCCCGACAGCAAGCCGAAUCGAACCGAAUCGCCGGAACUGGGAUGUUGUCUGUCCGUUGGUCUGCUUUAUGUCUGUGACUCAAGUAUUUGCACACGUGAACAAAGCUAUUCAGAAUUUUUUUUUUUUUUUGUGUAAACCAUUUUGAUUAUGAAUGUUAACUAGAGAAUGUGCCACACCAGGUCCAGGGUAGGUCAGUGUUUCAUAAGAACAACAUGAAUAUAUUUAUCAAAGAUAUAUGUUCAGACAGGGUUUCAUACAAUGUCUAAAAAUAUAGGAGCUUUUUACAUACCGCUCACCUGGAGUGUAGGUCUCAAUGUAGUAUUUUAUUUUUGAUUCAAAAAUGUUGCCUACAAAAAUGGUUUACACAAAAAAAUAUUCAGUUCUUACAACUUUCCCUGCUCCUUCACUACUGAGGGGAAUGUUUCUGUGACCCCUUGCUUUUCAUUGAAAUGAAACUUUAGGUGUAAAUCUGCAGUAUAGAAAGAUAGAUAUGAGGUUUGGGAAAAAAAAAAAAGAAAAAAAAAAAACCUGUUUUAUCAAACUCGCCUCAGCUGACUUUCGACAAAGACCAUGGUGGGUAUUGUGACUGAGGGAAACUAUGCUUGUCAUUUUAAUGUUCACAUAAUUUUAUGUGAACCAGAAAUAUAGGAAUGCGAUGAAGAUGAAGACUACAGUGGGAUCUGUGAGGGAACUGAAGUGAACAUAAGCUCCCAGUUGUAUUUCACCUCAUGCUGUGUUCCUGGGGUACCACUAUGUCAUGGUACGGGCAGGGCCUGAUUUCGCUUUUGCACAUUCAUUCUCUGAUGUAGUUGGCUUGAUGGAAUGAGUUGAUCCCGUGGGGGGGGUCAGCCUUAUAUUCAAAAUACAUCCGAUGGGCUUCCGGCUUCAGAUAAUGGGAGGAAAAAUUAUGAAAAUAACUUGACACUGUGCAUUUUUUUUUUCCUGCCCUGUAUGUGCCUCUUUUGCAUUGCUUUUCUCACUGCCUCUGUUCUGAAGGACAUAUUUCCAUGGCGGUUGGGUAUCCGGUUUUUCGGCAAUUCCAGCCGUGUGCUGCCUUGUCAAGUUUGGAGCCUGGAGGAAUGCAUCACUUGGUUUGAAAAAAAAAAAAAAAAAACAAGUGUAAAAACAAGUGUAAACCUGACCUUGACUAAUAAUGACAGCCUGAGGAACUCAAAACAAUUUUGUGCCUUGAAGAACGGAUGACAUGAUCUGUCAUAUAUACGUCCCUUCUCCUCGUAUGCAAUUCAUGCACAAGCUGAGGAACAACAUCUAAAUGUUUAAAAUGGCAUUCCCUUUCGAAAGAGCGUUGCCUUUGCUACUUGUUGUGCGACUAGCAUUGAGCAAAAUGGGUGAGACAUUUUCCUCCACAGAGUGAAAACUCAUUUCUGUGUUAUUGACAAUGGUCUAUCCGGAAUGGAGGCGAGUCAAAUUGUGUCACAAAGUGCCAAAUUGUGUGAGAAGCAGCCACUUAUUCUGGGGAGAAAUUAUGCCAUCCAGAAGUCAAAACGUCUCCUUGUUAAUUCAAACAAAUUCCACCCAGUUGAAAUUACGUAUGUAGAGUUUGUGUUUAACCGGACAAGGGAUUUUUAAAAGUUGUAUCAGGGAAUUUUGUUGUCUUCCACAAUGUGUACCUGUUCAGGACUUUGUGGGACAAUCUGCCAUUCUUUUAUACUCUGCUGAAAAUGACAUAGAUAAUCGAUGGAUGGCGAUCAAUAACAUGCACUCAGUACCUGCACUUUAUCACAAUCGUAAAUAUAUUUGAAUUCCAUUGUAAUGAGCAAUAAGUUGUGUGGUAUGAACCCUAGCUUUUGAAGUACGUGCAGUAUUUUGCAGCUAGUGCCAGGAAAAAAAGACUGAAUGAUCUAGUCAUGCUAACCUGGUGUUUCUUUUAUCUUUCAAUGUGGGUUGCUAAAUCAUAUUGUAAAACAAAAUGUCUGCAGAAUGUCGCUUUAUUUGAAACAAUAACAUGAAUGAUUUGAAGUGAAAACACUAAGAAUCUAGUACGUUCCUGAUACUUCCAUUCUGAAUAAAUUUCCUUCCUCUUGUAUCAUAAAAA